Messenger RNA from Pelagomonas calceolata, 865 nucleotides. The record is from the annotation of a GenBank genome assembly. Lineage: Eukaryota; Pelagophyceae; Pelagomonadales; Pelagomonadaceae.
AAACCGGCAACCUCAGUCCAGCGCCCUGGAGUGCCAGUGUCCGUGUCAAGUGAAGUUCUGUGUGACUGCAUGCGCAUAAGCAUUGUAGCUGCCAGAUUCUCAAGCACAUCGCUUCCUCGUACUAGGGGGGAAAUUACUACUGGAGACCCAUAAAAUGGCAGAGGUGAUGCCACCGGUGGUGCAGGCCCAGGUCGUCGAGUCGCAAAAGAUCUACCCGGGCCAGCCCGGCCAGGUCGCCGUGCCGGUUCGUGGCAAUGCGGCGGCAAGACGCCAGUACAUGGCGAACCGGCGCGGGGGGGACGGUAGUGGCCGCUUGCGCCAAGUACACUAUCUAAUCGCUUUCGGCAUUGCGGUACCCAUCAUCGUCCUCAUCGUCCUACUCGCGGUACUCCUCCCCCGCGAGGAGAGCGGCGGCAAAAGCGACGACGACAGCGGCCAGAGCCGCCACGAUGCCCCCGGUUACUGUACGGCGAGCGCCACGCAAUGCCUGCCCUUGUGGACCGACAACACGAUAAACGGCUGCAGCAGCCACCAGGAGUACUGUACGAAUUGCGACGACAGUUUUCACUGGUGCUGCACCACGAACAAUUGUGAGGGCGAGAACGAGGGUUGGUGUAGAUGCAACGCGGGCGCUCCGACGAAGCAGCCCGCCUCCGGCGAAUGCCUCACCGUGGACCGAACGUGCAUGGCCUCGUGGACCGACGCGACCUUCCCCGGAUGCGCCGCCACUCAGAACGCGUGCUCGGCGGACGCUUCCGGAAAUGCCUGCGACCAUACGGCGUCUGAGCCGUCGACGAUCCCGUGGUGCUGCCUCGACGCAGAAUGCGAGGGCGAGGGCAGCGGCUGGUGCUACUGCAAGCCCUGA